This is a messenger RNA of Megalobrama amblycephala (Wuchang bream), 991 nucleotides long. Its product is annotated as histone H2B-like. Gene Ontology annotation, cellular component: nucleosome. The transcript has a single exon. Gene Ontology annotation, molecular function: structural constituent of chromatin; protein heterodimerization activity; DNA binding. NCBI's taxonomy places the organism in Eukaryota, Metazoa, Chordata, Actinopteri, Cypriniformes, Xenocyprididae. Bases 36 to 410 code for a protein of 124 amino acids. The record is from RefSeq and is a predicted model, not a curated record.
UUUAUUGUUCUUUGAGUGUUUCUGAACGAAGCAUCAUGCCUGAACCAGCAAAGUCUGCCCCCAAGAAGGGCUCGAAGAAGGCCGUCACCAAAACCGCUGGGAAGAGUGGGAAGAAGCGCAAGAGGUCCAGGAAGGAGAGCUACGCUAUCUAUGUUUACAAAGUUCUGAAGCAGGUUCAUCCCGACACCGGAAUCUCUUCCAAGGCGAUGGGAAUCAUGAACUCAUUCGUCAAUGACAUCUUCGAGCGCAUCGCCGGUGAAGCGUCUCGUCUUGCUCACUACAACAAGCGCUCCACCAUCACAUCAAGAGAAAUCCAGACCGCCGUGCGUCUUCUGCUGCCUGGGGAACUGGCCAAACACGCCGUGUCUGAGGGCACAAAGGCUGUGACCAAAUACACCAGCUCAAAGUAAAGUGACAUCUCAUCUGAUCAGCGAACCCAAAGGCUCUUUUAAGAGCCAUCCAUAUUAUCUUUCAAAAGAGUCCUGAUCUUACACUGUUCUCCAAACGCAAAAAUUUCUUGUCAGUAAGUCGGUGCCCAGCAAGCAAUAGCCGUCAUUUCACCGUCUCGGUUAACUAUAGACCCGAUAUAGUCCGGCUAUGUGUAACCCACUUUUAGCCGAAAUAAUCAUUCAUUUGUUUACAUGUCGUUUUUGCCUAAAUAACUUGCGAUAUGUAUGAUAUUGCAUUAUCAAAAGUGAACAGUGAUUACAAAGUCCUAUAUCAAAGUCAACCGUGAUUACAACUACAAGGUGUUUGGUUUCAUAUCUUUGACAUGUUAUAUUUCGUAGGUUGUGCGUAGCCAUGAUUUAGCUCGUAGUCAGACCGGCUAUUUGUAGUGCACCUAUAGUCAAUCCUGAUUUGUUGUAGUUUUUGGACAGGAAGUGCUUUAGAUGGUUGAUAUCUCAUCAUGUCAAUAGCAAUGUCAAUGAUUUCUAGAAGAUAUAAGUGGCAUUUCAUGACAUGGUCUAUAUAUAUAUAAAUGCAAGUAUAC